Meloidogyne enterolobii is the source of this 1227-nucleotide messenger RNA. NCBI's taxonomy places the organism in Eukaryota, Metazoa, Nematoda, Chromadorea, Rhabditida, Meloidogynidae. The record is from the annotation of a GenBank genome assembly.
UUCGAAAUUCUCUUUCUAAAAUCCCCAAUGGGAGCAAAACAUUCAAAUAUUAAAGAGGAUCACACAAAAUUUCCUUUCUGGUGCGGUUAUUUGCCUGAUGCUGAUGCUUUGGAACUUUUAAAGAAUAAAAACGAAUUUAUGUUGCGAUGUUUAGAGAAUGAUUCUUUGAGUUUGACGCUUUAUGGUGGUCCUGCAAAGAUAUCUAAUUUCGUGCUUCAAAAGAAUAAUUCUGGAUGGCAUCUAGCAGGUCAAAAAUCAACUGAGCCAACAUCUAAAGAAUUGGUUGAAUUUUAUUGGUGCACAAAACAGGCAAUAAUUCUUAAAGGAGACUGUGACCGUUUGGAGGCUCCAAUUCUUCGCCCACAUUGGUUACUUUCUUCAGCAAAAGUCUGGUUUGGAGACAAACUUGGUGAAGGCGCCUAUGGAGUUGUCUAUAAAGGUGAAUUAAUGGAUGGUGGGACAGUUAUUGAUGUAGCUAUUAAACAAUUGGUUGGGAAGGAUAUGAAGAAAGAGCAGAUAGACAAUUUGUGGUCAGAGGCACGUAUAAUGACGGGAUUAAGAAAUGAACAUGUUAUCAGAUUUUAUGGAAUUGUUAAUGAUAGCAAGCCAUUCAGCAUUGUAUUGGAAUACAUCAAUGGAAAAGCUGUGGACAGUUUUUUAAGAGAGGAAGGAGCAGAUAGUGAUGAUAAAAUGCGAACAAAAAUAAUUCUUGGCGCUGCUAGAGGCAUGAAGUAUUUGCAUUCACAAAACCCUCCAUUUUUGCAUUUGGAUUUGGCUACUCGAAAUUUACUAAUUAAUUGGAAUGGACGUCAAAAGACAAUAAACAAUAUGGUUGUAAAGGUUGCCGAUUUUGGGUUAAGUAAGCGUGGCCAAAAACAUACAAUUGACACAGACCAACCAACAAAUCUUCGCUGGUUGGAUCCUGAUUCAUUUAGAAGCAAGUCUGUUGACAAAUUGACUGAUGUCUAUGCUUUUGGGAUAACACUUUUUGAAGUCUUCAAUCGUCCAUAUGAAUUUCCUUAUGCUAAAUGGAGUGCGAGAAAGGUCUAUGAACAAGUCAUUGAUGUUCCAAAAGCUAAAAGGAAGAGAUUAAAUAAGCCUGAAGGAAUGCCCGUUACUAUUGGUAAUUUAAUGGAAGCAUGUAUGAAAUUUGACGAUAAAAGGGAUGAAAGGCCUACAUUUGAACAAAUUGAGAAAAUUGUUGAUAAUAUAUAUAGGAAGAUGUAA